UGUCAUCGCACGCAUCAUUAUAUCUGCGUCGAUACCGCGUGUGUAACGUCAAUCGUCGCGUAUUUCCGCGACAUGUUGCAGAUCGAUAUGCAGCUUGAGGGGAAAAAAACGUUGGAACAUGGGGAGAUUCGGUACGGGGGGGAGGGGAGAGAGGGAGAGAGCGAGAAAGGAUGACAUGCGGGAGGACGCGAUGCGUAUAAUGACGUAUUAACCAUAAUUUCACGCCAGGGUCGGGUCAGGGUCGUUCUUGUUUAUUUAUUUCUUGCAAACAUCAUCUCGCGGAGGUUGGCAUCCCUGGGCUAUCUCUCUCCUUCCCGUGUAAACAUUCGUUGUAUGUACUCGUGCUCGCGCUACAAUAUUGUGUUUACAUUGUAACUCUGGGUAACCCUGUCACCUUAUAAGGGCGAAUGGAGUGGAGUUUCAUACAUGCGAUAUGAAACAUCACCUCUUGAAGCGCGCGAUAUUGGAAAAAGACAAUGAAGCCAAACAAACUUUUGUCAAGCAAACAGUUAUCAAGCCUUCAACCUUUGUCAAGCAGGAGUCUAUAAAUUUUGGAUACGAUGCUUCCUCGUAUGCUAACUACUCUUCAUCGUCAUCCUCCCCCUCUACUGUUGCUCAACCUUUACCAGGACAACCACCCUUACCACCUAUGCCACCGCCACCCAGCGGAGUUCCACCUCCACCCCAUGUAUUUGGACCAGUGCCUUCCCAAGUCACUCCUAUUCAGGCAUGGGCACAUCCGCACGCUCCAUGGCAAUGGAUAACACCGCAAACGUCCCCUUUACCGCCACCAACACCGCGUGAAAUUACUAAUACUUUUCAAAGAGAAAUGCCUUUAAGGGGUAACUAUGCACGUCGCGAACGAUUUAGUCAUAAUAGGAGCAAUAUGUAUGUUCAGAGAAAUAACUUUCAUCGUAAAAAUAGAAGGUUGGCGCGAUUUGGACAGUCGCAAGGUCAAUUCGAUCAGGCUGCUUACUUUGGCGCGACAGCACUGACAGGUAGUCUCGGUUUAGAAUGGCAAAGAAAUAAUUAUACCGCGACAACAAAUGACGCUAUAAUAAAUCACAUGACUGUACCUCUACCUAAUCAUCCCAUACCUCCCAUUCCAUCAGGAAUUGUGCCCAGCAGGCAUAGCGAAGAGACAGAGGAUCGAGAUAUGAAAACUAAGGAAGUUGUAAAGAAAAAUAAAUCAAGGAAACCAAUGUCCCAAAGUUAUCCCAGUAGACCCUGGAAUAGAGAGGACGCGGAGAGAGCCUUGAAGACUGAAAACGAAUAUAACAAAAAGAAUAAGAUUAAUGCGCAAAGCUUAAUAAUUAAGUUUCCCGAUCCAGAUCUAAAUAAAGAUAUUGUUAGAUUAUUUCAUCCUGGUAUACAAAACAUACAUUUUCAAAGUCCAAGCGGGCCGAGAUACUGCUUUAUCCAGAUGGCAGAGAAUGUGAAUAUCGACGAAGCUAUAAAAGAUUUGGAAAAAAUUCAAUUUGGUAUAGGAAAUCUGAAAGUUGAGAGAAAAUCAUUAAGAGACGAGGAUAAUCCGAUGCCCGAAGAGAUAGAUCCUUAUACUUUAUACAUAGGAAAUUUGCCCGAAUCUGUUAAUGUAAACGAGGUGAAAAAUAAAUUUCCAACAGCACGAGUAGAUGUAGGAUACGCGCAAAAAAUGAGGAACACCCGAUAUGCUUUUAUAAGAUACAAUAGCGUAGAUGAAGCGAUAUCAGCUUAUAAACAGGCACAUGAUUUAAUGUGGGACACGAGAAGUAUUAUUGUUAGAUUUAGACGGCAGCGAGGUAAUGCUUGUCUUCCUGGAGAACCCAAGUCUAACGUUAAAAAAGUUAAAGAGGAAUCAAAUAAUGCUGCGCAAGUGAAAAAGGAACAGAAUGCAAAUCAUGUUGAGUUUAAGCCUAAUGUUAAGAAGCUGAAGGAAGAAGGAAAUAAUGCCAAUCAAAUGAAGAAAGAUGAUAAAAUUAAUCACGCGGAUAAAUCAUCGACGAAUCAAGAUGCAAAUAGCGUUGAAACGCGACUGCAAGAUAAUUCUAAUAAGGCACAAAAUAAGCCAAAUUUGCAAACUCAGGAACAAAAUGUAAACUCCCAUUCCCCCAUGUUGCCGACUUUGAUUACGUCGGCUAAAACAGCACAAGAACAGCAACAACAACCCUGGACGUCGCAAUCUCCUCAGAUACCUUCAGCAUCAGAAACUCCACCACCGAGCAGUCCAACCGAGACGGAAGAAGCCGAAGAAACAAUGAUGUUUAGAAAGAUUAAAGAAGAACCUCAAGAUUACGAAGAAAUGGACAUGUUAUCUAAUAUGCAAUCGGACGAGGACGAUGAUGACGAUGACGAUGAUGAUGAUGACGACGAUGACGAUGAUGAAGAACCAGAUGAUACUGACGAUGAUGAGGAUGAUAAUGAGGAAAAUUGCGAAGAAGACGAAAAUAUCAAUGAUAAUGAAAAUAUGUUUGGCGAUAAGCCAUUGGAAACAUUAGGUAAUGAAGAUGAACAAAGCGAUCAUCUUGAUCAAAUGUUCAGCAAAUUGGAGAAUACGACAGGCGAUAUCAGUUUUUGGGGCAUUGAAUAAUAUAUCAUUUUAAUGCUCAUGUAUCAUGCUGAUCCGAUUUUUAUGAAGAUUAAUUUCAUAAGUAAUAUGUAAAUAUCAGUAGUAACGUAAUAUAAACAAAUAAGACUGCAUGUAUUUAAAUACGAUAGUAUAAGCAAUUGCAGAGUGUUUAAGCAUUUUGUAAUUAUCCUUUUUUUUUUUUUCAAUGAAUUUCAAUGAAUAUAUCCCAAGCUUAAGUGCGAAAUUAUGUAAGCUAUUGCAUUAUUAAAAUUAUUAUUUUGUGUAUUCUCGCUGUGUAAUAAUCAAUCUAUGCGUCAUUUUAUUCAAUAGCCCAAUUUUAUAUAGUGAAGGAAGCUGCAAAACAUCAAUCGCAUUUUUUUACAUAUCCGUAAUUGCCAACAAUAUAUACAAUGUCAAUUAUAACUGAAAAGCUUGCCGAAUCGCAGAAAUAUAGUAUUUAA
This is a messenger RNA of Camponotus floridanus (Florida carpenter ant), 3009 nucleotides long. RefSeq names its product protein PFC0760c (gene Pof). The transcript is spliced from 6 exons. Gene Ontology annotation, molecular function: RNA binding. The record is from RefSeq and is a predicted model, not a curated record. The coding region runs from base 434 to 2569 and encodes 711 amino acids. NCBI's taxonomy places the organism in Eukaryota, Metazoa, Arthropoda, Insecta, Hymenoptera, Formicidae.